Molecule: messenger RNA, 2556 nt
Organism: Alnus glutinosa
Lineage: Eukaryota; Viridiplantae; Streptophyta; Magnoliopsida; Fagales; Betulaceae
Product: polyadenylate-binding protein 8-like
Exons: 9
Coding region: 384-2327 (647 amino acids)
Cellular component (GO): nucleus; cytosol; ribonucleoprotein complex
Molecular function (GO): poly(U) RNA binding; mRNA 3'-UTR binding; poly(A) binding
Source: RefSeq, a predicted model, not a curated record
UCCCCUCUUUUGUCAGUGCAGUUUCAGCUGCCCUCUCAAAACCAUCCCAACCCCUAUCUCCACUGUCUCUCUCUCACACACGCUCUCCUUGCCCACGCGCCGCCUCCCCCGGCGGAUCUCCGCCCGAACCUUCCCUCUCCUCCACUAUCAUCCAGAAAAAAACAAAAGCAAAGAGAUUUUAGUCUCUCAGAGGUCUUUGUUGAACAGGUGGUGUGUGUUUAAGCGUUGCCUUUUAGGUUUAUCUUCAUUUCCGGCUUCGUUUGUUUCUAUGUCUUCCUAGAGUUUUGGUUUUAAUAAUUCGAGGAGAGGGAAGAGAAAAAAAAAAAAAAAAAUUGAAAACAUUUGGAAUAGAAGAAAAAAAAAAAAAGGAGCAAAUUUUGGGUAUGGCACAGGUUCAAGCACAGCCUCAAAAUGCGAUUCCGGGAGCGAACGGUGCCGGCGGGGCUAACCAGUUCGUGACGACGUCGCUUUACGUCGGAGAUCUUGACCCGAGCGUGACCGAUUCGCAGCUUUAUGACCUGUUCAACCAGCUGGGUCAGGUGGUUUCGGUUAGGGUUUGCAGAGACUUGAGCACCCGGCGAUCGCUCGGCUACGGCUACGUCAAUUAUAGCAACCCUCAAGACGCUGCAAGGGCAUUGGAUGUACUGAACUUCACUCCUCUCAAUGGAAGGCCUAUUAGGAUAAUGUAUUCUCAUCGUGACCCUAGUAUUCGCAAAAGUGGGGCUGGAAACAUAUUUAUUAAGAAUUUGGAUAAGGCAAUUGACCACAAAGCAUUACAUGAAACAUUUUCAGCGUUUGGGAACAUCCUUUCUUGCAAGGUAGCUACAGAUCCCUAUGGCCAGUCAAAAGGCUAUGGAUUUGUGCAAUAUGACCUUGAGGAAGCUGCCCAAACAGCUAUAGAGAAGUUGAAUGGUAUGCUAUUGAAUGAUAAGCAAGUUUUUGUUGGACCCUUCCUUCGCAAGCAGGAAAGAGAAAUUGCUCUUGACAAGUCAAAGUUCAACAAUGUUUUUGUGAAGAACCUCUCUGAAUCUACAACUGAAGAAGAUUUGAAGAAUUUUUUUGGAGAAUUUGGAAGUCUCACCAGUGUUGCGGUGAUGAGGGAUGUAGAUGGGAAAUCAAAGUGCUUUGGUUUCGUCAACUUUGAGAGUGCAGAUGAUGCUGCAAGGUCUGUUGAGGCUCUUAAUGGGAAGAAAAUUGAUGAUAGGGAGUGGUUCGUUGGGAAAGCACAGAAGAAGUCUGAAAGGGAAAUUGAAUUGAAACAUCGAUUUGAACAGAGUAUGAAAGAGGCAGCAGACAAAUAUCAAGGGGCAAACUUGUAUGUUAAAAAUUUAGAUGAUAGCAUAGGCGACGAAAAACUUAAGGAGCUUUUCACUCCAUUUGGUUCCAUUACCUCUUGCAAGGUUAUGCGAGACCCUAAUGGAGUAAGUAGGGGAUCGGGGUUUGUUGCAUUCUCUACUCCUGAAGAGGCAUCUAGAGCUAUCUUGGAGAUGAAUGGCAAAAUGGUUGUGAGCAAACCUCUGUAUGUUGCACUUGCACAACGUAAAGAAGAUCGAAGAGCUAGGUUGCAGGCUCAAUUUUCUCAAAUGCGACCAGUUGCAAUGACAUCUUCAGUUGCUCCUCGUAUGCCAAUGUACCCCCCUGGUGGUCCAGGCCUUGGACAACAAAUAUUCUAUGGCCAAGCUCCACCUGCUAUCAUUCCUUCCCAGCCUGGAUUUGGUUAUCAGCAGCAACUUGUUCCUGGUAUGAGGCCUGGUGGGGCUCCAAUGGCGAAUUUCUUUGUGCCAAUGGUUCAGCAGGGACAGCAAGGGCAGCGUCCUGGUGGCAGGCGUGCAGGGGCUGUGCAGCAACCCCAGCAGCCAGUUCCACUGAUGCAGCAGCAGAUGCUUCCAAGGGGGCGUGUCUACCGUUACCCUCCUGGGCGUAGCCUUCCCGAUGUUCCCAUGCCUGGUGUCGCUGGAGGCAUGUUUUCUGUUCCAUAUGACAUGGGCGGUAUGCCGCCACGUGAAGCAUCAUUCUCUCAGCCAAUUCCGAUAGGGGCUUUGGCUACUGCACUUGCAAAUUCUCCUCCGGAGCAACAGAGAACGAUGCUGGGUGAGAAUCUUUACCCACUAGUGGAACAGCUGGAGCCUGAAAAUGCGGCCAAGGUAACAGGCAUGCUUCUGGAGAUGGAUCAGACUGAGGUGCUGCAUUUGCUCGAAUCACCGGAGGCUCUGAAAGCGAAGGUGGCUGAGGCUAUGGAGGUUCUGAGGAAUGUUCAGCAGCAGCAGGCUGGCAGUGCAGCAGAUCAACUAGCCUCAUUGUCACUGAAUGACAACCUCGUUCCCUAAGAAGAUUGAAUGCGUGGUUUAUACCUUUUUAAAAUGGUUUGAAACUGUUUAGGCGUGUGGCUUUGAUUCAGUUAAAAGUGAGUGCCUCGUGUACGAUAGGCUGGUUUUGUUUUGUACUGUUUGAGUUAUUUUUCAUAAUUUUGAAGAUUGUGACAUCCAUGCUAUACGGUUUUUACUUGGAAUGAUGGUGAAUAAUAUGUUGGAUUGGAUAUUGUCCAACUUCUCUCUC